CAUGUCCAUGGACAUCAAGACAGCUGCUUUGUCCAGUAUGCAUCGAAUUUCAUCCAUGGCACUGGCAGGAUAGAUGGAGAGAUCAUGGAGACCCUCUGGGCUCCUAUGAAUAUAAUCUCUCCAUCAGCCAGGGGCAUGGGAACUCCCCAUCGCAAGGAGGUAUUGGAUUAUCAGAUGAAUGAUUGCAAUGUCAUGAAAAUGAUUUGUAUAAGUAAGUCGCCAACCUCUGCAUGUACAUAUAUUGUCUGUACUCAUACAAUGCAUGUCCGGUAG
Molecule: messenger RNA, 273 nt
Organism: Suillus subalutaceus
Lineage: Eukaryota; Fungi; Basidiomycota; Agaricomycetes; Boletales; Suillaceae
Exons: 1
Source: RefSeq, a predicted model, not a curated record